This is a messenger RNA of Penicillium lagena, 1815 nucleotides long. RefSeq names its product 2-4-dichlorophenol 6-monooxygenase. Gene Ontology annotation, molecular function: FAD binding. The transcript has 2 exons. The coding region runs from base 1 to 1815 and encodes 604 amino acids. The record is from RefSeq and is a predicted model, not a curated record. Lineage: Eukaryota; Fungi; Ascomycota; Eurotiomycetes; Eurotiales; Aspergillaceae.
AUGGCAACCGAGAUCGAAACACCCGUUAUCAUUGUCGGAGGAGGAGGAUGUGGACUGACUCUGUCGAGCUUUUUGUCGAAUUAUGGAGUUGAGCAUAUUCUUUUUGAAAAGCAUACCGGAACGUCUAUUCUUCCCAAGGCUCAUUAUCUCAACCAGCGGACCAUGGAAAUUCUUCGCAACCAUAACAUGGUAGAUGAAAUCCUACAAAAGACAUGUCCUCCACGACAUAUGAGUCAGGUUGCCUGGCAAACCUCCCUAGGAGGCUCAGGACCACUGGAUCGGAAAGUGAUUCAUAAAUUCGAGUGUUUUGGAGGGAAUGAGGGAACUGAAUAUGCCGAGUCCUAUAACGCUAUGCGCAAUGAUAAGUUUGCUAAGUCUUCUUUGAGACGCGACGCGCCGUUACGCUCGGGUAAUGUGCCGCUGCUUCGACUUGAGCCAGUUCUCAGACGACUAGCAGAAGAGAAGAACCCGGGCAAGAUCCUGUUUGGGCAUCAGAUGAUAGAUUUCACCGACGAAGGUGAUUCCGUGGUGGUUAGGGUCGCCAAUAGCAACGGGAACGAAGCUGUUUAUCGGUGCAAAUACCUAAUUGGUGCCGAUGGGGGGCGUACCAUUGGCCCGAAGCUUGGAAUCAAGAUGGAAGGACCAAGGAAUAUGACCGAUAUAGUCUCAGUACACUUUAGUGCCGACCUGUCCGAGUAUUGGGAUGACCGAUACUUCGCCUGUCACUUCAUCAAUGGUGAAUGUGGUACCGUAUUUGAAAGUGGUGCUAUUGUCCCAAUGGGCCCAAACUGGGGCAAAUACUCCGACGAAUGGGUGUUUCAUUUCGGGUUCGCCAUGGACGACGAGGCUCGGCAUCAAGAAUUUGCCUUGAUUCCGCGGAUCCGCGAGUUGCUGAAAAUCCCUGGCCUGGAAAUGAAAGUGCAUAAAAUCAGUCACUGGGCUAUUGAAAGUGUCCUUGCCGACCGCUAUCGGGUUGGAAGGGUCUUUCUUGCGGGUGAUGCUGGAAAUCGUCGCCCGCCCACGACUGGCCUGGGUCUCAACACCGCCAUUGAAGAUUCAUUGAACAUUGCUUGGAAACUGGCACUUGUCCUUACAAAAAAGGCCAGUGAGGCCAUUCUCGAUACGUACGAGCCAGAAAGACGCGCUGUUGGGAAAGUAAACUGUGACUGGGGCUUGUUCACAUUCAGCAACUCGGCAGUCAUCAAUACAGCUGUUGGGCUUGUUCCUGGCCAAAAAGAAGGAAAUCGAGCUCGAUUCCAAACUCUCUUUGAGGAGUCCGACAAGGGAUACAGCUUUAGGGCUCAGGUCGCUCGUAUCAUCGACAGCCAGUCCAUUGAAUUCUGUGCCCAUGGAAUCGAGCUCGGCUUCAGAUACUCCAAUGGAUUUCUCUUCCAUGACGGAAGCCUUCCAGCGCCACGAGAUCCUCUAGGACAAAAGUAUUUUCCGACUACCAAACCCGGGCAUCGUCUUCCGCACGCUUGGCUCGAAAGAGACGGUAAAGUGCUUUCUACGCAUGAUCUCGUUCAAAACAAGACCGCAUUCGCCCUAAUCACCGAUUCCGAGGGUGGAGAUUGGAUUGCCGCCGCCCAAAAUAUCUCAAAAAGACUUUGUAUUGAGAUUUUUAUUGCUCAGAUUGGUGACAGACUGUCAUAUCGGGACUACGAUGAUAGGUGGGAGAUAUUGAAGGGCAUACAGACCGGUGGAGCAGUCCUGAUCAGGCCGGAUAAUAUUGUCGCUUGGAGGUCUAUUUACAAGAGUCAGAAGAAGGGACAAGAAUUGGAAGAUAGUUUAGCUCAUAUGAUUCAUAUGAAAUAA